Lactuca virosa is the source of this 438-nucleotide messenger RNA. NCBI's taxonomy places the organism in Eukaryota, Viridiplantae, Streptophyta, Magnoliopsida, Asterales, Asteraceae. The record is from the annotation of a GenBank genome assembly.
AUGAUUUCAUCGAGACCAAAGAGAAGCCAAACGUUACCUCCAGUGCUUAGGUCUCCAUUUGUUGUACGAGCUGUUGAGAUUGAUAGUAAUUUGACGAAGGAGGAGAAUAUCAAAUCGAAUUGGGUAUUCAGCUUAUGUGGAAAUCCAACGGACAAUCUUUUUCAUAGCAUAAAUGGUCAACGUGGGGAAAGAUACAUGUUCGAGAGCUUAUAUCCUGGAAAAUAUCUUUUUUCUGGGACUAUUGAUUGUUUUGUUGAAGUGUUAAACUAUGAUGAGAGAGUAAUGAAUUUGGACACUCCUGCAUGUUUCUUUUUCAAUACAAUAGUAUUGGAUCCUGCAUACAUGCAUAGUAAAGCAUGUAAAUCUGAUGAUGAGUACAACAAUUUUAAAGAAAAUGUUGUUCAUUGUUGGGAGAGUCUAAAUACAGAAGAAAGUUAA